AUGUCGCGCAGACUCUACCUCGGCAGAUUGCCCCCCGACGCUCGCUCUGACGAUGUCUCUAAAUUCUUUGAGGGCUAUGGCCGUAUCAUCGACUGCCGUGUCAUGACUGGUUUCGGUUUCGUCGAGUUUGAAAGCUCAAAGGACGCUGAGGAUGCCGUUCAUCAAUUCAAUGGAAAGCCGUUCAUGGGCACAGCCAUCGUUGUUGAGUUCGCAAAAGAAAGCCGCCCGCGAAGAGAAGUUGCCCCUCGAGCCCGCCGACCUCCCGGUGUUCGUCUGAUUGUUUCCGGCAUCUCUCGUGACACAAGCUGGCAGGAUUUGAAGGACUUUGGACGCGAAGUUGCCAGUGUCUCGUUUGCGGACAUUGAUCGCGAUGUACCUGGUCAAGGCGUUCUUGAGUAUUUGUCGAGGGAGGACGCCGACAGGGCAGUAAAGGACCUCGACGGCCGUGAACUUCGUGGAAAGUUGGUUCGAGUCGUGUUGGACGAUCAUCGUGGAGCUGAAUAUCGCCGUGACGAUCGUCGCGAUGAUAGAGACCGAUACAGGGACGACCGCUACAGAGACGAUCGUUACCGACGAGACCGCUCCAGGUCGCCUCGUCGUGGUGAGGACCGCCGCCCCCGUUCGCCCCCCAAGAAAGACGGUGACAAACCACAACCUCCAGGUUAUGAUGAUUAUCGACGAGGCGGUUAUGAAGAACGCCGUCCGGAUGACUAUUACUACGACCGACGCCGUGAGGACCCCGACAGGAAACGGGAUGACCGCCGCAGGGACGAGAAGGAUGACCGCUACGAUGACAGGCCUUCCAGACACGCUAACGGCGACGCCGGAUGGUCGCGUUGA
Coprinopsis cinerea okayama7#130 is the source of this 840-nucleotide messenger RNA. RefSeq lists its product as hypothetical. The coding region runs from base 1 to 840 and encodes 279 amino acids. The transcript has 9 exons. The record is from RefSeq and is a predicted model, not a curated record. Gene Ontology annotation, molecular function: mRNA binding. NCBI's taxonomy places the organism in Eukaryota, Fungi, Basidiomycota, Agaricomycetes, Agaricales, Psathyrellaceae. Gene Ontology annotation, cellular component: cytoplasm; nucleus; ribonucleoprotein complex.